This is a messenger RNA of Oncorhynchus keta (chum salmon), 2608 nucleotides long. Its product is annotated as leucine rich adaptor protein 1-like. The transcript is spliced from 2 exons. Gene Ontology annotation, biological process: positive regulation of canonical NF-kappaB signal transduction. The record is from RefSeq and is a predicted model, not a curated record. NCBI's taxonomy places the organism in Eukaryota, Metazoa, Chordata, Actinopteri, Salmoniformes, Salmonidae. The coding region runs from base 432 to 1040 and encodes 202 amino acids.
AGGUUUCAGUCAUAAACUGUGUGGUUGAGCAGCACGUCGUCAUCCUACUGUGCCGCUCCGUGGUACGAAUAUUGUUUCAAUGGUCACGGCUGACAUCCCGGCGCAAGGGACUUCCGAAUCUCUCAAUUCACGUCUGUAGUGGCUGUGUUACAGGAAUAACAGGGGUUGUUUCUAUUUUGUUUUGAAAUGCACUCUAUAUUUUGAGUUGGUGAUAAGAAGUGGAUUGGGAAACUGUGUUACUGUGCGCCUAUGGAUAUAGAAGUCGCUUUCAACAUCAGACCACUAAGACCAUCCGGGCUAUGACCUUUUCUUUGGAAGUGAAAUCAGACGGAGCCGUCAAGCCACUGAACCCCAUCAUUUGCUCUCUGUGUUAUUUCUACUGCACGUAGCAUAUAUCGUUUUUUCGUUUAUAUUCUUACUGCAAUUCUAUCAUGGAAGAGGACAACGUGUUAUCCGAUUUUAAGGACAUUGAGAAAAAGUUGGGUCGCAAUGUUCCUGAAAGUCUCAUUCGUUCCCUAGCGGGAGGACAUCAUCAUCACGACAAACAUGAGGAGAGAAAACCGGCGACACCGAAGAACCGCUCAAACUCUGCUGACUUAAAACGACUGGAGAGCAAGAUAUUAUUUUUGAAACAGGAAAUGGCCCACCUCCGUGCCAUCGAUGUCAAGCUGAUGCAGCAGCUGAUGUCAAUCAACGAGGGCAUCGAAUCCAUCAAAUGGGUGAUGGAGGACAAGGGGGGCCUAGCCAGUCGUGAAAGCAGCCUGACUGGCAGCCUGUACAGCUUAACGGACAGCGAGGACGACACCUCUCCACGCGGCAGCUUCACCAGUCUGCAGGACGGAAACAGUGACGGAUUGGACGGGAUAUCCGUGGGCAGCUAUCUGGAUACGUUGGAGGAGUUAGCCGAGGACCUUCCAGACCACCCUUCUCCAACGGAUCUUAAUCUCUUCUCAGAUAUACCCAUGAUAGAGGACAAGACUUUCAGCAAGCCACCCAUGCAAGUCAGAGUGGAUUCCGAUGAGUACUAUUGCUUUGGAUAGUGCUAUCAAUAGUGCCAUCAAGCGUUAUCAACGAGUUGGCAUGGUAAUAGUUCAUUACAAAUGUUUCAUAUGAUGUCUGGUUCAUUGAGCUCGUUGUGGGAAAUAUAGCACAUGGAUGUUUCCCUUGAUGAUCUGUUAUUUUCCUGCUGCUAAGUAUUCUAUAGUGACAUUUAAGUUGACCUUUAUUUAAUAGGCAAGUCAGUUAAGAACAAAUUCUUAUUUACAAUGACGGCCUACCGGGGAACAGUGAUUGUUCAGGAACUGCCUUGUUCAGGAAUUUGUUCAACGCUCUAACCACUAGGCUACCUGCCGCCCCUUGUAAACCCAUUUAAGUGGGUUUACAAGGGGCAACUACUCAGUUGUGCUAUUUUGUAUCAUAAAACCAAAUUCUUUUUUUGUCUUUUGAUGCAUUUCCACCUCACUAAACCUUAGCCACUUGUCGCCAGUUCGGAAGAGCUUUAAACAUCAUUGAGAAUUCAACAAAGGUGCAAUUUAUCUGCCCCCAACAAUAUGAACUACAACCACGAUCAACAGGUCUGGAACAAACAUUUUUUUAAAAUAAAGUAAUGCACUCUCAUCCUCAUCAUCUUUGGUGUUGCGUUCGAGUGCUCUUACCAAGACCCUCCCCUUGAAUCCUCCAGAAGCGUUGAGGCGACUCUGACGGGGUAUCUUACUUACAAAUCUAACCUUUAAGAAGUAUUUUGUUGUUAGUUUUGUUGUUAGAACAGCACGACUGAAUUGGCAAAAAUGUGAUGUGUUUUUCACUAAAUGUUCAUUCAGUGCACUCUGACUGUACUCCAAAGAGUCUUGAUACCUCAGUCUCUUCUUUUCUUUUUCACUUAGAUACCAUGUCUUUGGUUAGCCGCUCAUCCAUCUGAACUAAGUUAAUGUAGUAGAUAAGGAAUUUGUGGUCAUUUGGAGCAUUAGCGGGUCUGUGCGAGACAUCGACUGGACUGGUUUCGUGCGGCAGAAAUACUGUUUUCUCUCAAAUAGAGGCUGUAUCAUUCAAGUGCAAUUUGUGAACAUGCCAAAUCGCUGUAUUUUAGCUCAUGUACCUAAUAUGGAAGCUAGUAAAAUGAAAAUUAAACAUACAUUUUUACAGUUAUAUGCUUACAUAUUUAACAUUGGACAGAUACAUUGUUCCUGCUGGCUUUUUUAUUUAGACAGAUGGCAGUCGAAUUGCCAUGCCAACAAGGUCAUUAUUUUACUCUUUUUGUUUUGUUUUACCACAAGAGAUGAAUUGCAAACCAUUUACAAAGUGGAAUUCUUGACAUUCUCAACACUCAGUUAAUUUAAUUACGAGAUAGUAUUUGUCGAUCACAAUUUAUAACUUACUGUUGAACCAGUCAACUAGUUAAUGACUGGUAACUAACAAAAUUCAAGUACAAAAGUAAUGCCAUUUAUUUCUGUACAAAGAUGAUAUAGCUUGAAGCUCCACUUUCUGUGUCGAUUCACAUUACCUGUGAGUAUUGUUUCAUGUUGCUUACUUUUUAACGCUGUAAUUUAUUGUUUUUAUUGGUGUUGUUGAAAGGUUUGUUGGGUAAAAUAAAUAAUAUAUUGUGAUGGUC